AUGUCGGCGAAUAUUGGAAAUGAAUAUGGAGAUGGCGCAUACGAAGAUGCAAAUGAUGCAGCUGGAUACGAAGCAGUAAACGGAGACGCUGGAUAUGCAGCACAAAAUGAAGGAGCUGCAAACGAAGCAGCAGAUAGACCCGCUGAACAUGCAGAAACUAAUAAAGGAGCUGAACACGAAGAAGCAAAUCAAAACGUUGGAGAUGAGCUACAAAAUAAACACAUUGUCGAAUGUUUGAGAUUAGAAAAGUUAUACUUCACAAAAUGGGCCAAACAUUAUUUAUCAGAAUCCAUUGCAUUAUUUAAGAAAAAAUUACAAGAUAAAGAAAGUGAGAUUAAAGCGCAAAUUGGGGAAGUGAAGCUGUUGGAAUGGAACGCAGUACUAGCAGCACAUGAACAUAUGAAAGAUCAAGCUAAUAAAGAACUUAAUGAGAAACAAAAAAGCGAACGAAAAAAACUGAUCGAAGCUUUAGAUAUUUUGAGAACAUUAAUGAAAGAAUCGGAAUAUUUAAGAAUUUUACUCAUCAAAGUUUCAUCUAAAAAUGAACAAAUACAGGUGGUUUUGAGAGCGAUGGAGAAAGAUUCAAACCAUUGCACUUCAAUCUUUCUUCAACUGACUUUUGUUUCGCGUUCAUUUUUACAACGUGAUCUCGAUGAAUCACCAUCAAUUUUAAACAGAGUGAAGCUCAAAAAUUGA
Messenger RNA from Schistosoma turkestanicum, 696 nucleotides. Lineage: Eukaryota; Metazoa; Platyhelminthes; Trematoda; Strigeidida; Schistosomatidae. The record is from the annotation of a GenBank genome assembly.